Messenger RNA from Pelobates cultripes (western spadefoot toad), 435 nucleotides. The record is from the annotation of a GenBank genome assembly. Lineage: Eukaryota; Metazoa; Chordata; Amphibia; Anura; Pelobatidae.
AUGCAGUCCGCAGCGGAGGCGGCCGCAGUGAAGCGGCCACAUGAGGAAGAAGAUCCGGCUGCCGGAUACUCGUGUUCACCCACGAGUACCCCCGCAACCGGAAAGAACACGGGACCCAAGUGGUCCACGGACGGAGGCAGCCGCGGUGUGGAUGCCGCGUGGGGAAGAAGAACCGGACGCCAGGUACUCACACUGGCUCACUGGUACCCCGUGACCGGAGAACACACUGGACCGGAGGUAAAUUCCGUGGUCCUGAAGCUCAGGGGAGCAGAGGAGGCAGCUGCAGUCAGCCGCCUGAAGCCCCCGAGCGAUACAAACCCCGCCAGGAAACAUGACAAGGCGGCCGAAAAAUAUACACAAAGUGGAAAACGGACAGGGGGCCUAGGCCAAGGGAAAAGGGUGACCGAAGGACCCCACAAAUCCAAAUAUAGAUAA